Messenger RNA from Colletotrichum scovillei, 392 nucleotides. Its product is annotated as splicing factor 3B subunit 10. Gene Ontology annotation, biological process: mRNA splicing, via spliceosome. The record is from RefSeq and is a predicted model, not a curated record. NCBI's taxonomy places the organism in Eukaryota, Fungi, Ascomycota, Sordariomycetes, Glomerellales, Glomerellaceae. The transcript has 3 exons. Bases 37 to 291 code for a protein of 84 amino acids. Gene Ontology annotation, cellular component: U2 snRNP; precatalytic spliceosome.
CACCAUCCACCUUCUUCUUCAGCAACACAAGACAACAUGGCCGACAAACUCCGCAACCAGCAAGAACUCGAGCGCCUCCAGGCCAAGUACGUUGGCACCGGACACCCCGAUACGACAAGUUGGGAGUGGAAGACCAAUAUCUACCGCGACACCUACUCAUCCAUCGCCGGCCACCCCCCUAUGCUGUCGUACAUGGCGUUGGCUGAGAAUGAGCCCACACAGCUUCUGCGCGCGAGGUUAAUCAGGAAAAUGAUGCAACCUGCUGGUCCACCACCACAACGCGAAGAUUAACGACCAGCGACGACUGUAGGGGCAUGGUUGUUGAAGACAGAUACAUGGAUUACAAGGGCACUGGCGUUGGGGAUAAUGUGUUUAGGAAUUAGUAAUUGAGG